Messenger RNA from Anthonomus grandis grandis, 707 nucleotides. RefSeq lists its product as uncharacterized. The coding region runs from base 12 to 608 and encodes 198 amino acids. The record is from RefSeq and is a predicted model, not a curated record. The transcript has 3 exons. NCBI's taxonomy places the organism in Eukaryota, Metazoa, Arthropoda, Insecta, Coleoptera, Curculionidae.
CCUAUAAAAUCAUGGAAAACAAUAGGCAUUUUUGGACGGAAUUUAUAGAAAUUUAUCAAGAGCAUUCUUGUUUAUGGGAUGUCAGAUCUAAUGAUUAUUCUAACAAACAUAAACGUAACGCAAGUUACGAAAUUCUCUUAAGAAAAUUAAAAGAAAUAAACCCAACAGCAACGAUGGAACUUUUAAAGAAGAAAAUUAAUAAUAUGAGAACAGCUUUCCGAAGAGAGUUGAAAAAGGUACAAGAUUCCAAAGGAACAGGCAUAGGAACAGAUGAUUUAUAUGAACCGACACUUUGGUACUAUGAUUUGCUACUGUUUACAUCACAAUCAGAAAGCGGCAGAAAAGGAAGAGCGAUUGACGAAGAUGAAGUAUCGGAAAGUAAUAACACAAUAAAUGCUGAUGAUAAUAGUGAAUAUGAAAUACGAUUUUCAUCAUCGCCGCCUUUAUACUCUCCUCUUAAUUUGGGAAGUCAAGGACCUUCGGCAGAGGAGAAGACUACCUCAACACCACUAUCUAGUACAACUUUAUCCUGCAGAACCAUUGCCAAAUAUCAAAAGAGAACAGUUUCUAAGACGAUUAAUGAAAGUGAACUAAAAAACAGCGUUUGAUGGAUUUAGCUCAUACUGCGUUGAUUAGAGAUACAAAUAAUUAUGAAAAUGAAACUGAGUAUGCAAUUGCAGGUAAACGAAUAGGUUACCAAUUACAAA